AUGCCCAAAGCAGAAGCCGGCUCAACGAAAGCCAUCGCAAACGCCAGCAGGCGAAAAGGCCUCGGCCGCCUACGAUGGUACUGCCAAGCCUGCGAAAAGCAAUGCCCAGACGAAAACGGCUUCAAAUGCCACGUCCAAAGCGAAUCCCACGUCCGCCAAAUGAUGCUCAUCGGCGAAGACUCGAAAUCACACAUCGAGGGCUUUAGUCGGGAUUUCUCGAAGAAUUUCAUCGAGACGUUGAGGACUGCGCAUGGGACGAAGAGUGUUCAUGCUAAUCAUUUUUAUCAAGAAAUUAUUCGCGACAAAUCGCAUAUCCAUCUUAACGCUACGAAGUGGAAGUCUCUCACGCAGUACGUCGCGUACCUGGGUAAAGAGGGAAUUUGCAAAGUCGACGAUACGGAGAAGGGGUUGCAUAUUGCCUGGAUUGAUAAUUCGCCCGAGACGUUGCGGAAGCGCGAGGCGUUGCUUAAGAAGGAGAGGCAGGAUAAGGGUGAUGAGGAGCGAGAGCAGAAGGCUAUUCGGCAGCAGGUUGAGCGGGCGCAGAAACAGGCGAGGGAGAGGUUAGAGGCAGAAGAGAAGGAGGCUCAAUCUGCGGAGAAGAUGUUGCAGCAUGAUGGGGAGAAAGUUAAGCUUGAUUUUGGAUUUGGAGGAAAGCCGGCUGGGCCGGCGGAGAAGACUGAGGGUCAAGUUGUUGGCGAUGCUUCCGUUGAUGCUCCGGUCGAAGAUACCACCAGCGCUACGGCUACCACUACGUCUGCGACGACAGAUUCUCCCGCCGAUCCACCUGCGCCGAAGAUCUCGAUGUCCUUUGGAGCGCAGAAGCCGAAGAAUGUGUUUGCUUCUGGCGCGAAGAAGAAUCCCUUGGCUGGGAAGAAGGGGUCUGUUCUGGCGGUGCCGAAGAAGAUGUCUGAGCAGGAGAGGAUUAUGAAGGCUGAGAUGGAGGCUAAUGAGCGGAAGCGCUCGAGACCUGCGCCGGGGUUCAAGCCGGGGUUGAAUAAUAAGAGGCCGAAGAUUUCUCUGUCUUAG
Molecule: messenger RNA, 1026 nt
Organism: Penicillium manginii
Lineage: Eukaryota; Fungi; Ascomycota; Eurotiomycetes; Eurotiales; Aspergillaceae
Product: putative C2H2 finger domain protein (Kin17)
Exons: 3
Coding region: 1-1026 (341 amino acids)
Biological process (GO): DNA replication; DNA damage response
Cellular component (GO): nucleus
Molecular function (GO): double-stranded DNA binding
Source: RefSeq, a predicted model, not a curated record